This is a messenger RNA of Chelmon rostratus (copperband butterflyfish), 1735 nucleotides long. It is a transcript of the gene mrpl58, whose product is annotated as mitochondrial ribosomal protein L58. Gene Ontology annotation, biological process: mitochondrial translational termination. The record is from RefSeq and is a predicted model, not a curated record. Gene Ontology annotation, cellular component: mitochondrial large ribosomal subunit. Gene Ontology annotation, molecular function: translation release factor activity. Lineage: Eukaryota; Metazoa; Chordata; Actinopteri; Chaetodontiformes; Chaetodontidae. Bases 2 to 586 code for a protein of 194 amino acids. The transcript is spliced from 6 exons.
CAUGGCGGCACACAUAGCCCGACAGACGUAUUUACUUUGUUGUAAAGCAGGAGUAAACGGGAUUCCACUACAUUUAAAAUUAAGGAGUGUUGCAAUAACAGAUGUUAGCAACAGUUGGCCCCUGAGUGUUGGUUACAGGGCGCGAGGGGCGGACACCAUACAGGAAGCCCAGGUGCACAUUCCAGUUGACCGUCUGAGAGUAUCUUACAGCAGAAGCAGUGGUCCUGGUGGUCAGCACGUCAACAAAGCCAGCACAAAAGCAGAGGUCCGAUUCCAUGUGCAAACAGCAGACUGGAUCCCAGAAGACGUUCGACAGAAAAUAUUUGAAAAGAACAAAAACCGCAUCAAUAAGGCCGGAGAGCUGCUGGUCACCUCAGAGCUGAGCAGGAGUCAGCAGAGAAACCUGUCUGAUUGUAUCCAGAAGAUUUCCGCCAUCAUAGCCGAGGCCAGCGAGAAGCCCCAUGAACCGACGGCAGAAGAUGCAGCGCUCAGGGCGGAGAGGUUGGCGAAGAGGAACAAAGAGCGACUCGACCAGAAGAAGAUCCAUUCAGCUAUCAAGAGGAGCAGACGAGUGGAUUUAGACUGACUGUUUCACUUCUACCUCCCAUGAUUGGAUUAUCAAUAAUUGCAUAUCAUUGUAUGUCCAGUGUUUAGUAUUUUGUCAUGAAUUUCCUGACAAAUAACAUAAAGUUUCACGUGUUAUGAGAUUAGUUGAUCCUCUGCAUUGCUCUGCUGCUUGUGCAACCACAAGGUGUCAGUAUUGUACAAGGAAAUUCAUACUCACACUUUCGAACAUUGUUCACGUCAGCAUGUUUAAAAUUUAUGUGGUUUCCAUAAUCAUCUACAAUUCAGGAAUGUUGCCCAAUUAUUAAGUCAUCAAUUAAUUGUUUUAUUUACAUUUUACAAUUAAAUCUUCUAUAAUAGUUGUGAAGCUGACAUUUUACAUGUUAACAGCAGUCCAUCAGUUAUCUAGUGUUCUUGGGUUAAACAAUUAAAGGUUGUAAUUUUAUCAAUGUGGUUGACAUUGAUAAAAUUAAAGUGUGCAGUUUAGACCUGCAUGUGCUCCAUAAGACAUGUAAUGUUACCCAGGCUGGGUUUUUUGAACACCCUGAGACUUGUUGGGAUUGGAUUCUCUCCCUGACGAGGGGGAUGGCGAGCCACCCAUGUUGAGCCCUGGAUCGAAGAGUCCCUUUGUUUCUUCAUCUGCCUGCUCUCAGUAUGGUUGGACUUUGGGGAAGGAUUCCAAUGGACAUUCAAAUGAGACUCUCUUUUUUUUUGGUGGAAAGAUUCGAUUUUAUUUCGGGUGCAACCCAUUUCAGAGACAUUCAAACAUUAAUGCUGGCCACAAUGCAAAAACAUCUGUGUCUGUGUUAACACAGUUGUUUCACUUUAAACUUACAUUUUUGCCUUGGUUAUUCAUUGUGGCGUCCAAUUCAAAUUCAUUACCCCUCUAUACGAGUCUAGGGUAAACUGGGCCAACACGUACUUGCCCCCCUGGUGGGUUACAGCAAGAAAAAGAAACAAACAAUGCCGAAGAAAAUAUGAACUUAAAAGAUAAACAUUUAUUCAAGUGUUGUAGUGGUAGUUGUACGAAUUGUCAGAGUCCAGGGGGACUCAGACUCCUGGUCUGACAGCACUGUUAGUUCACUUGGAGAGAAGUCUGCUGAAGACACACUGAGGGACCUCAUGUCAUAUUUACACUGUCAUUUUUGUCAUGUCAAGUAUUUCCAGGGUC